AUGACCUGGAGGGUGGCGGUGACGGUGGCAGUGAGUCUGGUCCAGGCCAUGGGUGCCUCCCCUGCAUCACGGGACAUCACGACCAUCCGCGACCCGAAGUCCUUGGUGAACCAUGGCUUGUGCAGGUGCUGCAGUGUCCACACUCUCCCUACAGUGGUGGUGGUGAUGAACUUCAACAAGUGUGAGGCCUCAGGGAGGAGCGGCUUCUGCUUCCCAUACUUCCAGUGCAGCAAGAACUCUGGCGUCGUCAAGGGCAGCUGUUCCUUCGGCUUCGGGAACUGCUGUGUCUUCGAGAAGACGUGCAGCACCUCCUCUUCUGCCCGACUCUUGUACUUCACCAGCAGCCACACCCAGGCCACCGACCAGGGCACCUGCUCCCUCUCCAUCACCAAGGUCACCGGUGUCUGCCAGCUGCGACUGGACAUGAAUCAAGCGGAGCUGAGCGAGCCCACCGCGGAGGGCGCGUGUGUGAAGCAGUACCUGCAGGUGAUGGGCGCCAGCGGCUUCUCCCCCAAGAUCUGCGGCCUCAACUCUGGCCAGCACUUGUACUUUGACGUGCGUGGGGACGCGGGACCCUUCAAGGUGAUGGUGGUCAACACGGAAGAUAACCCCUCGUCCUCCUGGGACAUCCAGGUGGAGCAGAUCUUCUGUCAAUCCCCAAACCUUGCGCCAGCAGGCUGCGCCCAGUACUACACAGGUCUGAGUGGAGACGUUAGGAGCUUCAACUACCACAUCGACGCCUCCACACAAAUACAGGUCGCAGACAAGCCUGGUACUCGUCACCUUCAAGAGACGUACAAGAUGUGUGUACGUCAGGAGCCUGGAUACUGCAGCGUCAAAUGGACGGCCGCAGAGGAGAACUACGCUUUCACCCUCACCGGAAACCCUAUUGACGAUAUAAUUCCAUUUAAUUCGGCCACGGACGAAUUGUGCGGUAACACUGACUACGUCUUUAUCCCCGGAGGCCGCAUACCACAGGAGACGGAAGUCAGCAACAUCUUCUGCGGCUCCAAGUUUCCGGAUUCCGUCACCAGCAGCAGCUUUGAGAUGACAAUGGUUGCCGAUGGCACAGAACUGAUCGCGGAAGAUAUAGACAACCACGGCUUCCAUCUCAAGUAUGAGCAGGUCAAAUGCUGAUUUUUGUAGAGAAGCGCGCAUGCAUCGGGUGACAAUUCAGCUACCACCGUGUUCCAGCGAGGAGUACACCUUGCACCCUGGUGACGACACAGCUACCACUGUGUUCCAGCGAGGAGUACACCUUGCACCCUGGUGACGACACAGCUACCACUGUGUUCCAGCGAGGAGUACACCUUGCACCCUGGUGACGACUCAGCUACCACUGUGUUCCAGCGUGGAGUACACCUUGCACCCUGGUGACGACACAGCUACCACUGUGUUCCAGCGAGGAGUACACCUUGCACCCUGGUGACGACACAGCUACCACUGUGUUCCAGCGAGGAAUACACCUUGCACCCUGGUGACGACUCAGCUACCACUGUGUUCCAGCGUGGAGUACGUUUUGAGUGGUUGGACAAGAACAUGAGUGGGAGUGGUUGGACAUAAACAUGACCUGCAUUACAUGCAUCAGCAUUCUUGUAUACUUGUUAAUUCUAGUUUUCAUAUACAUUUAACUAUUAUUUAUUCUAUUUAAGCAUGCCUCUUGAAAGUGGCUAGAGACUGUGGUGCUACCCAUGGUAGUGCUACCUGUGGUGGCGAUACCCAUUGUGGUGUAACAUAUUGGAAAUUGAAUGAAGAAAAGAAGAAAGGGUUCUUUUUACUGUCGAUGGCGAUUCCAUGACCAAGAGAUGGCUUCCUGAACCUUGCU
Messenger RNA from Procambarus clarkii (red swamp crayfish), 1825 nucleotides. The record is from RefSeq and is a predicted model, not a curated record. NCBI's taxonomy places the organism in Eukaryota, Metazoa, Arthropoda, Malacostraca, Decapoda, Cambaridae.